Molecule: messenger RNA, 471 nt
Organism: Salvelinus sp. IW2-2015
Lineage: Eukaryota; Metazoa; Chordata; Actinopteri; Salmoniformes; Salmonidae
Source: RefSeq, a predicted model, not a curated record
AUGUCCUCUCUGUCAGGUAAAAUGUURACAUUUCCAAWGGAGUCUGACAUUGAUCAUGUGAGGCUACUGACAAAAAGUGAGAAAUAUUCUUCUGUGACAUAUGAACCUCUUAAAUAUAUUUCACAGAUGUCAAGAGGGUGUUCUCUCUUCUCCAUGGCAACUCCAACAAGCACCAAUGACUUUGUAUUGUUCAAAGAGUCCAAUGGUGCCAUGGAGCUACCUGUCAGAUAUGUGGGAAGUGCARUCACAGGGCUGCCAGGCAAGCAGAACAUGUGGAUGUCUCUGUGUGGGAGCUGGGACUCCGCCACGGGACUCAGUCAGGUUUGGAUCAAUGGGAAGCCAAGUGCAAGGAAGCUGGGAUACACAGCGGGGAGUGGGGUGAAUGGAAAACCCAUAAUAAUCCUAGGUCAGGUGCAGGAUGCUUAUGGUGGAACGUUCAAAACAAGGGAAAGCAUUACUUUCCUAAAGUAA